Rhipicephalus sanguineus (brown dog tick) is the source of this 1414-nucleotide messenger RNA. RefSeq lists its product as uncharacterized. Lineage: Eukaryota; Metazoa; Arthropoda; Arachnida; Ixodida; Ixodidae. The record is from RefSeq and is a predicted model, not a curated record. Bases 89 to 1057 code for a protein of 322 amino acids. The transcript has 2 exons.
AAAAAUCCAGCAUCGCGGCAUCAUUCACAGCUUGCCCUGCCUUAGAUACAAGAGAUCCUGCAAGCAACAAAGCCUAAAGGAAGUAGCGAUGGUGUCCAGGACGGUGCUGGUCAUGGCAUACUGCUGUCUCGUGGCGUUCACGGAUGGGCGUGUGACUGCUUCGAAAGAGAACCUCGUGAUUUCGUCGCCAAUGGGCCUGCCAGCGGCGAGUGUGCUGGGAGCUAUGGCGUCCAGGACACUGGUGUGCAUGUUGGUCAUCUCGGCCUGCUCUCUUGCAGCGUUGGCGAGUCCUCGCGGGGUCACGACAACGACUGAUCCGUCGCCUCAGUCGUCGACUAAGAGUGACUCAACGGUACCGCACACAGAACUGAGUAGCCUCUUCGUCCACCCGUUCUACAAGACCAGCCCCAAACCCAGUAGAACAGAUGGGCAGCCCUCAAACGGAGAGGGCCCCGGCAGUUCGAACCCGCGUCCCCUACCCCCUCGGUCCCCACUACCACGUCGGUACCGUCCAAGGUUCGGCCUGGGACGUCCCGCCCUGUCCAAGGGCCUGUACCCGUCCUUCCAAGUCUACUCCGCCAAUGAAGGCCGCGGCGCACAUCAAGGCGAAGCAUCCGGGUUGGACUCGAAGACGGCAAGCCUGGACAAGGACCAAUACAGCAAGUCCAGCAAGGACAUUCACAAUUCGGGGACGCGAGAUAGCAAGGAUCCAUCGCCAGUGCCGCCUGUGAGCCCAGAACCACGAGUGAAUGGAACGCUAGCGGCGACAACCAACGGCACUGCCGACGAGGACGCCAGCGGUGUGACAGCCAUGGUGCUGUCCGAGUCGACCAUAUGGACGCUGGCGCUUUGCGCUACCAUGAUCGUUGCUGCCGUCGCCUUCUUCGCGGUAGUUCUCGCCGUCUGCCGCUGUCGGCAGCAGCGCGAGCGUCGCAAGCGAUUUAUGAAAACGCACAAGAACAUCCGGGUCAUGCAGAACAUGGUCAAGAUCGCCAAGCGCCGCCAGAGAGAAGCGAUGAUCGGCCAGGGACCAUUUGCCAGGACCUCCGCACCGUGAGAAACAGAAACCAAGCGUGAUUCGCAAACCACAAUGAGACAGUCCAAAGGUGUGGUGCUGUUCGUUUGCCCAUGUUAUACUAGGACAGUGAUAAGUCCAAUUUGGCGACAAGGAUAUUGGAAGUCGCAGGGCACACGAGCGUCAACCUCUCGUUCUUUUCAUUAACAGCCAUGUAUGUGGCCAACAACCACGGCCUAGCACAGCGGACAAGAGCUCCAGCAUCCAAAUCGGCAUAGUGAAAAUACAAAUCAACAUUCCAGCCAUGCAAGAUCACGAUCACGAAGCAAUGUCAUUCAGGAACCCCUUCGCAGAAACUGGUUUCCGUUGACACGGCUAAGAAAUAAUGGCGAUUCAACG